UGCGCUUCAUGCAAUAUCAUCCACUGCCGCUGUCCAUAGCUUGCAAUCGGUUCGGAUUGGACCAACAACCAGGCAACGCGCUUGCGUUUUAGCAUCCAGGCAAAUAGGCGUACAUACAUAUGGAUAAGGCGGACAUGUGAAGAAUGAAGCGAUGCAAUAGCAGGGCCUGAGCUGUAAUAAUGGACCUUGCGUCGUUUCGCACGAUUUGCUUGCUUUCCUGCGCGCGAGUGCGGCGUGCAGACAACGCAAGUUCACAACUCGCACGAAUGCAUGAAUGUAUGUGUGUAGGUAUAUUAUACAUUAUGUAUGUACAUGGACGCUAUACACACGUCCUGUUACGGAGCCGAUGUACCCUUCGAUGCAAUAACACGCAUUGUAUACCCUCCCCUCCUUCCCACCCAUCGGUCUUGCUCGCCAUCCAAUCCAUAGCCACCUUACGAGGCAACCCAAAUCGAGAAAUCCGCCAUGGAAAGCAAGAAAAAAAAAAUGCCCGUCUUUCCCAAAGAAGACCCCAUCGCGAGCCGUAGAAAACAUUGACCCGCGUUACGUACCGUACCGUGCCGUACCAUAGCUUA
Molecule: messenger RNA, 575 nt
Organism: Aaosphaeria arxii CBS 175.79
Lineage: Eukaryota; Fungi; Ascomycota; Dothideomycetes; Pleosporales
Exons: 1
Coding region: 180-527 (115 amino acids)
Source: RefSeq, a predicted model, not a curated record